Molecule: messenger RNA, 4291 nt
Organism: Haliotis rufescens (red abalone)
Lineage: Eukaryota; Metazoa; Mollusca; Gastropoda; Lepetellida; Haliotidae
Product: protein tyrosine phosphatase type IVA 2-like
Exons: 6
Coding region: 684-1214 (176 amino acids)
Biological process (GO): protein dephosphorylation
Cellular component (GO): nucleus
Molecular function (GO): protein tyrosine phosphatase activity
Source: RefSeq, a predicted model, not a curated record
GUUUACAUCAUGUUUGUACUUGGCCACAGUCGGUGUAUAUCAAGGAGGAAUUUCUCCCUGAGUCGUGAUAUGUCCCCUCUAUUGCUAGACAGGCACUCAAGUUUACCUGUGUCAAUGGACUGUCACUGGUGUAGCCGGAGAGAGUUGAUGGACGUGAAGGUACUUCAUGUGGUGGCAGUGGGUAGCUGUGAGGGCUAGUUUAACGGUGAAUACGGUCAUACCUUUAUGGAGUUUGUGACAAACAGCGGGGAUUACUGUCAGGCUCAACACGAGUAGAGAGCUUGCGGAGUCGCCUGCCCUUGACAACGUUGUCACGGCAACCACGGUGCUGCAGUCACGCUACUCUCAUUUGAUUGGCUAACUGACCUUCGUGUGGGGGCUCCGAAGGCCCUCAUUGCUUGGAGUUUGGAUGGGUUAAGAACGUUUCGUUGACCCACUCCAUUGGACACUGAAAACCCCUGUGUCUUUCAUCGCUUAUGUUUUGUAGCCAGGAGUGAAAAACAAACAACAAAGAAAUAUCACCACAGAGAAAAUAUUUUUGAAGAAAAUAUUUUCUACCAGCUGCUUAAGCAUUUUUGUUCAAGAAUUGCAAUACGACUUUGUACUUGGUGUGAGCAGAAGAUUAAUAUAACACUUCGUUCGGUGUAUGAUUCUCGGUGUAAUCUUGUGUGUGGAUAAAUAGUAUGACAGCAGCCAUGAAAGCCCGCAGACCCGAGCCCGCUGAGAUCGAGUUCAAGAGUAUGCGCUACUUGAUAAUGGAUAGACCAACUGAUUCCACCAUUGAUAAGUUCAUUGAGGAACUGAAGAAGCGUGGGGCAAAGGAUGUGGUGAGAGUGUGUGACCCCACCUAUAACACAGAAAGACUCAAGGAAGAGGGCAUCCGAGUCUUGGACUGGCAAUUCGAUGAUGGCAGCCCCCCGCCAGCUGCAGUCGUGGAAGACUGGUUUAACCUGCUCAAGACACGCUUCCGGGAGGAGCCAGGCUGCUGUGUGGCAGUACACUGCGUGGCAGGUCUCGGCAGAGCACCGGUGUUGGUGGCCCUAGCACUCAUGGAGAGUGGCAUGAAGUAUGAAGAUGCUGUGGAACUCAUUAGACAGAAACGAAAGGGUGCAAUCAAUGCUAAACAGCUGUCUUACUUGGAACAUUACCGUCCAAAGUCACGGCUCAAACAGAAGAACAACCGCAAUGGCCACCAGAACUGCACCAUACUGUGAACAACCGCCUGCAUCUUCUACCUGCGAUGGCCUUGAAUAGAGGCACCAUCUUGGAUGCUAAUCGUUAUUUAUACUGCCAUCUUCGCUCCUCUGAGUUGCAUUUUGUUUUGUUUAGCACAGACUCAGUGAGUUGAGCACUCCAAAAUGUUGAUUUUUAGUUGAUCAGUCAUUGUCUUGUGUUUGUUGAGUACGUCUCCACAUGGACCUACCUACCAUCUUGUGGGGUCUCCUGUCCUGUAUGAUGAGUUGAUGGUUCGUGUGUCUUCCCUUGAUGGAGUCAACUGUGGACUGCUAGCUUGGAAUCAGGGAGCUGUGAUUGUCUCAGUGCUAGCUUGCAGUACCAUCACUUUAGUUUACCUCCAGGUAGAAAAGUCAAGAUGCUCAAGAUCAAAACAUGCGUUCUUCAUUUCUUGUUUCCUGUGCUAUUGGAAAUGAGAACUGUAGUCUUUAUCAUUUGCAUAUGUCAUAGCAGACACAAAAACACCCAUUUUCACAUUAUUAGAGGAUAUCAAAGUUUAUGUCCUUGGAAAGUAGCGUUGCUUUUGUUGCCUUACUGUUGGUUGACGUUACAGUAGACCUUUGGGGAUAUAUCCUGAACAUAGAAACAAAUGGUGCCUGUAUUUUCAAAGAUUAGUGGUAUUUUGAUAGGAUUGUACAUCUGGGAUCCUAUUCUGAGAUAGUAAGUCCUGAUUGCUUCAGUAUUUUUAGUUCAGUGCUAUGAAAGAAAUGGUGGACUUGUGGAAAUGUUAAAAGUUUAUUCUAACACUCAAAUAACCAUGCAAACGGGUCAAAAAUGGCUUUUCCUUUGAUGAAGCUCAUAUUUGUCAAUGUUAUAGCAGGGCUCGAUUUAGCUACAUAUAACAUGCACCAGUGCUACCUAUUAUUGAAAAAUGCAGCCUAAUAUUUACAUAUGCAUCAAGUCUGGCUAACCCUUAUUUGUCCACACAAUGUUGUUCUUUGAACACAAUCAAUACCUCUGAGCUUUAUCAUGACAUUACUAUACUACAUCACUAAUCCCUUUGUUAUCUGUAAUGUUUAAUGCUUUCUUGGGCCUGACAUCAUCAAACUGGGUAAUUCAAGAUUAUGUUCUGUACUGUAGCUUUAUCUCUCACUGAAGUUUACCAACCCGUGAAGAUCUGGGUUAGAACUGGUCUUCAGCAAGCCAUGCUUGUUACAUGACCAAUAGAAUGGGGUGGUCAGGCAUGCUGACAGGGUGCAACCUGAUUUAAUCAGGUGCAACUUGGUUUUUAUGUCUGCAUGCACCUGGUGCAAGUUAAAUCAAUAUCCUUAAAUCGAGCCCUGUAUUGCUGUAGCUAAUUGAAUCUUCUUUACAGCAUGUUUAUUGUAUGUUACCACUCUAGGAAGCUUAUGUCUUUUGUGCAUUUGCCCUAUUCGAUGAGCUGGUGCCAUUGACAACUGGGUGAGCUGUUCCACAGUGCCAGCGAUCUGUGUGCCAACACCUUCAAGUCUAUCAGCAUUGGAUUAUUGACAGUUUGCAGUAUAAACUGACAAAAUUUGCAAAAGUAUUUUCUCACUGGAACUGUGUUUUUAACUCCAGAUAUGCUUAUUUUUUGAGGCAUUUGAUGUUUAUUAUUUGUUUAGGAUUGGGAUCGUAACUUGGGUUAGAGCCCCCUGAAUCCCUACCCAUACCAAACCUCCAAGGCAGUAGUUUUGUUGAUAAGUUUCCAGUCAACUGUUCCAUUAGGUGCCUGUGUUAAACACACAGACAAGUAUGUUGUUGUCCUUCAAGUCAAUCCACCAUUGUUGCAAUCAGCGCCACUUCCCCGAAAUCAAAGUGGACGAUUCCAAUGCAAAAUAAUGCAGAUGUGGAUGAAAUGUGUUUUUGUGUUCAUUAGUGAAAAUGUAAACCCAAACAAUUUCCUUAGCAAACAAUAUACCUUGAUUCUGAAAUUGACAGCUCAUGCUUUGGUAAAGUCAGUUCAUCGUGCGUGCACAGGUAUUUAUGUGAUAAUACGAGGAGAAACCUUCUAUGUGUGUGGGUAUGUUGGUGUUUGUUAUGUAGGAGUAUCAGAAUCACAUCCUGUUGUCUAUAGUUUACAACAAAUAUAAGACUAGGACCCUUUGACUGUUUCAAAAUGCCUGAAUACCCUUGUAACGUAUAAUUGUCCAAUGUUUGCGCAAUGUUUGACUAAGCAACUCUAACUCGCUGGUGUGUAUAUUCACAGAUGUGGAAUUGUAUUUGGACACUUCAUGAUUUGUAUAUUUCAGUGUCUCAAUGGAAUUGCACAAUCAUGAUUUUAGAGACAAUUGUAGAUAUGUGACAUUUUGGUGUUGAGAAACAAUGUGGGAUAGGGUCAGGUAAUGGUGACUCCAUUCUUUGUUGAAAAUGGAAUUUACAGUUGAAAAUUACAAUAUAUGUUUCAAGCAGCAUUCAUAGCUGUUUCAUGUAAGCCCAGUCUGUGGUAAAAGCAGUGUAAAAUAUUGAUACAGCCUAUGAUUCAUUAUUUUGACAAAUGACUUCCACAACACCAUGUGCAAUUUAAUGGACAGUUUAUUUGAAUUAAAUAUUGAAAUUGUAAUUACAGACCUCAGUAAUGAGGUAUUGUUGUACAAUUUUGCUGUAGCUCAAGGAAAAAUGUUUCCUGUAUUGUUUUGUAUUUUUUUAAGAUAAAGGUUAAUUCUUGUCAAAUUUUGAAUUUGAAAAUGAAAUGUCUUCAGGAAAAGGGGGAAAAUUGUUGCCAGGCAUUUCUUCAAGUCUUGCUUAUCAGAAAACCGAUAUCACCCAACAACUAUAUGCCUGAUGUGAUGAGGCUGGGUGUGCCUUUGUUCUGAUCUUGAAUGGAUUCACGUUUACUGAUUCAGUGCCCAUUGUAACUCAAGUUUCCAGGUCUGUGCCACGUUCAUCUGCCUUUGAUUGUUGGCAGUUGUUUUAGCCUGUGGGGAUAUUGAAGAUGUAUACACUUUUAGACAAUAUAUGAUAUUUAAUUUGAAUGUCACUACUACAAUGCCCCAAGUACAUUAUUGUAAAGUGGACAUUGUGAGAAAUUUGCUUCCAUUAAAACAUGGUCAGCUCUAUGUAUGGGGCACCAACAUUAUGAAUAAAAAUGGAAAAGAUC